AUGGAUGAAAAUUUCUCCUCCCAGGUGAAGAAGAUUGGUCUGGCUAUGGGGACACCCCUAUCAGACAAAGACAUUGACAUGCUGCCAUCAGACAUGAGGCACCAUGGCUCUUUCAACUACAACAGAUUCUUUGAGUACAUGCAGAAGUUCCAGAGCUCAAGCCAGCAGGAGGAGAUCAUCCGGAAAUCCUUCCAGAUGUUGGACAAAGAUAAGAGAGGCUUCAUUGAGUGGAAUGAGAUCAAGUACAUCCUGUCCACGAUCCCCAGUACUGGCCCUGUAGCCCCCCUGACAGAUGAAGAGGCUGAGGCUAUGAUCCAGGCAGCUGACACAGAUGGAGAUGGACGGACUGACUUUGAAGAAUUUUCUGACAUGGUCAAAAAGGAGAAGAUUCCAAAGAAGAAACAGAGAGAAGACAGACCUCCCCCCUCCUCCGCCCCCGCUGCUCUUCUCCAGAGUGCAUCCAGUCCUACUUACCUUCAGCUUUGA
Messenger RNA from Phascolarctos cinereus (koala), 486 nucleotides. RefSeq names its product parvalbumin like EF-hand containing (gene PVALEF). Gene Ontology annotation, cellular component: cytoplasm. The record is from RefSeq and is a predicted model, not a curated record. NCBI's taxonomy places the organism in Eukaryota, Metazoa, Chordata, Mammalia, Diprotodontia, Phascolarctidae. Gene Ontology annotation, molecular function: calcium ion binding.